AUGUUUCGUCAGCUCACAAGAUCCAUAUUCACACCCGCUGCCACUAGAGCCACCACAACCACCACACGAGCAAUGUCAACACUUAGAGUAGCCUACAUCCCGGAGCAUUUCUCCACGCCGUUAUUUUUCGCUCAACAACAAGGCUACUACGCCAAACACAACUUGUCAAUCGACUUCAUCAAAGUUCCCGAGGGAAGUGGCCGAUUGAUCAAUCUCUUAAACAACAACGAAGUUGACUUGGCUAUUGGAUUAACUGAAGCGUUUGUUGCCGAUAUCGCCAAGGGCAACGACAAGAUCAAGUUGCUAGAUACGUAUGUGCAAUCGCCAUUAUUGUGGGCUGUCAGCACGGGGUCUAACAGGAAUGAAAUUACAAAUGUUCUGGAUUUGGCCAAAUUUGGCAAGAUUGGCGUGUCACGUAUUGGAAGUGGGUCGUAUAUCAUGAGUUUUGUGUUGGCACAUCAAUUGGGAUUUGACAAGUUUGCUGAGUUUGCCGUUUGUUCCAAUUUCAAAAACCUUCGUGAUUCAGUGAAUAAGAAACAACCUAGUGACGACACUGGUGAUGCAAGUUAUGAAAUCAGUGAUGCGUUCAUGUGGGAAUAUUUCACUAGUAAGAAAUACUACGAUUCGGAAGAGAUUAAGCAAAUUGGAGAAAUCUACACUCCGUGGCCAUCAUGGGUCAUUACUGCAUCAAGCAAGGCAGUUGAUGCCAAGCAGCAAGAUAUUCACAACUUUAUCUCGUCUGUGAAUCGAGGAAUUGAGUAUUUCAACCAACAUGUAGAUGAAGCUGUUGAUUAUAUUUCCAACAAUUUGGAUUACUCUGCAGAAGAUGCUCGGCAAUGGACCAAAACCGUACAAUUCAAUGAUAAAUUGGGUAAAGCUGCAUUGGACUGGGAUAAAAUCGUUGUCAACACUACAAACGUGUUGAAGGAUGCUGGUGUAUUGCAAGACGGAGACGAUGUUAUAAAUAAGAGAUUGGAGGAACAUGUAUACAAGACCAACAUUUGA
Lodderomyces theae is the source of this 1005-nucleotide messenger RNA. RefSeq lists its product as uncharacterized. NCBI's taxonomy places the organism in Eukaryota, Fungi, Ascomycota, Pichiomycetes, Serinales, Debaryomycetaceae. The coding region runs from base 1 to 1005 and encodes 334 amino acids. The transcript has a single exon. The record is from RefSeq and is a predicted model, not a curated record.